AGACAAACUACUCUCACAGAAAUAGAUGCAAAGAACAAUUCUCUGAUUCAGUCUGAGUACAUACAGUAACAGAAAGAACAAUGGAAGCCAUCCCAAUGAGUACUGAUUUCUUCAAAGGCACUUUUAGGGAACAUGCGGAGGACUGGUACACGGGCUGCACAUACAGUAUGAAGGAUCUCCCCCCUGCAGCUUUGAUUUCAAACAGGAAUAGAACUCUGUGGAAGAAACCCUUCAGGAAGCAAGUGGCUCUUAAUCUGACAGCAGCAAGAAACAUAAAGAUCUCAAAUGACCUUACCUUCAGCACAUCCAAAAUCUGCUGCACGGCUACAACAGCAUACACAUACGGCAGGUUCCCUGAAUUCAGAACUGUGAAUGAUACAGAGGACAAUGUAGAGAGUGUCAGGACGACAGAAGCCACGCUUACUGAUGAACCAACGUUUCACCUUAUAAAUUCCGUUACAUACAGCAUAAAGGACACAGACAACAAGCAUUUUGUGUUACAAAGAUCUGGUGACAAUGUACAACUCAUAGGCAAGCAAUUACAGGGGGAUAACAUUAAGUUAGCAGAGAAGAUAGAAAUAGAUCAAUUCAUUUCAAGACCAGUUCCAGCCAACAAGAUUCCUGUCGCUUUAAGCCUGUUGGGGAGGAACCUGUACCUGUGUUGUAAAGAAAAAGAACUACAUUUGAAGGAAGUCAGCAACAUCAAAGACCUCAACCAGAAGGAUUUGAAACCUUUUAUUUUCCUAAAAGCCCAAAAUUCUGCAGAGUCCACAGUUACUUUUGAAUCUGCUGAUGCUCCUGGGUAUUACAUCAGCACUGCGACUAAAGAGGAAACAGUCAAGCUGUCUGAAAGUGAAUCAAGAAUAAAACAUUUUCAACUCUUCGGCAUCUAGGUUCCUGUUUUCCAGCCCUUUUAUUGCUGAACUGCAAUUCUUAGAUUCAUAUAAGUACUGCUAGAUGUUUUAGUUUAGUAGUACUAAUGGGUAACAAAUACAUAUGUUUUUUCCACUAUCUUUUCCAGGCUGAAAACAAGUUUCCUUUGGCUAGCUGGCCAAUAGACUCCCUGCACUGUUAUGAUCUCCUAAAAUAAACAGGCAAUGAGGGCAAGGCCUAGUGGCCAAAGGCACAUAGUACAGUUCAGUUGGUAGCAUGGCCAGGGAAAACCAGUCGAAAAGGAAAUUAUACAUGCACAGAUGCAGCAAAAAUAGUUCUCUAAAUUUGCUCAUAGCUCUGCAUUUGGCUGGUAGAUAUGGUGGGACAGUGUUGUUCUCAUCAGUUGCUUUUGUGCAGUUUGGAAGAACCAGGGGAGAGCUGUACAGGGGUCCCACUGUUUUAAAGUGAUAAGCAGGUUUAUUUAUCGUUGAAAUUUUAACCUGGAUUUGUGUAAUUAUAAUGUAGUAUAUAUCAUUUCUAUUUGCAUUUUUUAUAUGUUAUUUAUAAUUUUAUGUUAUAAAUAUUUAUGUCUGAACAAAACAAAAAAUAUUUUUAUGAAAUAUUAGCUUACAUUAGCUUGGAUUACAUAUGAAUGAUAUCCAAAUUUAUCAACCCCUCCAUUAACUGAGACUCAGUUCCCUACUGCCUCCUUGCAAUCUGCAACUGGAUGACCCAACGGUGCCUCAAACUGAACCUAACAAAAAAUGAACUGAUCAUCUUGUCACCUAAGCUUGGUCAUACUUCCACCUUUACUAUCUCGAUUGAUGGCAUGCUCAUUAACCCUGUCAACCUUGUUGUCUGGCGGUGAUCUUUGACUCCUCUCUCUUCUCUGACCAUAUUAAAACCACUGUAAAAACAUUAAAUGCUGGUGCCAGAAUUCUCCUCCUCUCAUUCAAGAGGGUACAGGCCCCUUCACUGCCCUUCAUUUCUCUGCUCCUCACUACAUCUCUCGUGCCUCCAUAGGUUCCUGGCCGACUCCUCUGCUCUUCUCAGAACAACUUCUUGGUUGCACCCCCCACCACUACUGCUAUUUCCCAUCUUAAUCCCUUCUGCCUUGCUGCUCCUUACGUUUGCAAUGCCAUCCCUGAAUUCCUCCAUCAGUCUCUUCAGAACUAAAUUCAAGGACUACCUAUUGGAGCACUCGUAUAGCACCUGAACUGGGAACUGGCACUUAUAUUUUAGUGUCACCCACUGUAACCUGCAGCACUAA
Xenopus tropicalis (tropical clawed frog) is the source of this 2143-nucleotide messenger RNA. RefSeq names its product interleukin-1 beta-like. Gene Ontology annotation, molecular function: interleukin-1 receptor binding; cytokine activity. Bases 81 to 893 code for a protein of 270 amino acids. The record is from RefSeq and is a predicted model, not a curated record. NCBI's taxonomy places the organism in Eukaryota, Metazoa, Chordata, Amphibia, Anura, Pipidae. Gene Ontology annotation, cellular component: extracellular region; lysosome; cytosol. The transcript is spliced from 7 exons. Gene Ontology annotation, biological process: inflammatory response; immune response.